AUGGAGAACGAUAUUUCCUUCAUCGGCCUGGGACAAAUGGGCUAUGGCAUGGCUCUCAAUGUCCGCAAGAAACUCUCCCCAACGGCAAAGAUGUUCAUCAACGACAUCAACGCCGCCGCGUGCGAGCGUUUCGUCGCGGAGUCCUCCGAGUACGGGCCCGUGGAGAUUGUCGCAUCCGCCAAAGACGCCGCCUCCAAAUCGAACAUCCUGAUCUCCAUCGUGCCCGCCAGCCAACACGUUCGACAAGUCUACUUAGAUGAGGCAAAUGGCGUCGUCGCUGCGCCGAAGAACGAUAGUCGACUUAUCCUCGAAUCUAGCACGAUUGACGUCGAUACCACGCGAGAAGUUGGCAAGGCCAUCAUGGAUGCCGGCCUCGGACGAUAUGUCGAUUCGCCAGUGUCUGGGGGCGUCAGCGGUGCAGCAGCCGGCAAACUCGCAUUCAUGAUCGGCUGUCCGCCCGAAGAUCCCAAGGCCGAACUCAUCCUUGAAAUCGUCGCGAUGAUGGGAGCGAAAGAAAAGCUCUUCCUCUGCGGCCAACUAGGCAACGGUCUCGCCGCGAAGAUCAGCAACAACUACCUGUCAGGCACCAAUCUACUUGCGCUGUCCGAGGCCAUGGCGUUCGGCAUCCGCGCGGGCGUCGACAAAGAGAUCCUCGCCAAAGUCAUCCACGCCUCCUCAGGUUCAUCGUGGAUGGCCGACAACUUGAAUCCCGUGCCUGACAUUCUCCCCAACGCUCCUAGCAGCAAUGGAUACAAAGCCACGUUCCGACAUGAGAUGAUAGUCAAGGAUUUGGGGCUGGGAGUCGAUGCGGCGAAGAAGCACAACGUUGUGCCUCGAAUGGGCAACGUCGCGAUAGAACAAUACAAGGCCGCUGCUAAGAAUCCAAAGCUUGAGGGCAAAGACUUUACGUCCAUAUACCUGCACAUUACGGAAGAAGAGUAA
Molecule: messenger RNA, 942 nt
Organism: Neohortaea acidophila
Lineage: Eukaryota; Fungi; Ascomycota; Dothideomycetes; Mycosphaerellales; Teratosphaeriaceae
Product: NAD binding domain of 6-phosphogluconate dehydrogenase-domain-containing protein
Exons: 4
Coding region: 1-942 (313 amino acids)
Biological process (GO): L-valine catabolic process
Cellular component (GO): mitochondrion
Molecular function (GO): NADP binding; 3-hydroxyisobutyrate dehydrogenase activity; NAD binding
Source: RefSeq, a predicted model, not a curated record